CCCAGGACUUUGUGCUCGCUCGACACUAUUAGCUUGCGCUUCUCGUCUACGGACGCCGCUUCUCUCUUCCCGACCCCUCGCCCUCCUCUUCUUUUGCACAGUGCAUCAUUAACGAUCCUCUCACGAUAAUUUCACGACUACGAUUUCGUAACGACCGCUUUUUCUCGUCUUAAUCUCCAUGUACCAUCCGGAUCCCGCGUACGAUGCCCGGCCAUCUCAAUUUCGCCGCCCCUGGUCUCCCGAGCCCUACGACCCACUACCUCGAAGCUCUGGUGGCCGCUCCAACCCACCCCACUCCGAUCCAUUCAGGAGGAGGGAUUAUGAUUACGACGCAUACGACCCGUACGAUUUUCCUGCUCGGCGCAGGGAGCCCUCCGACGUCUCUGUGGAGGCCCUUGAUCUGGCAGACUACCGCAUGACGCUCCGGUCACUAGAGCAUAUGUCCCACGGCAUGUAUCCCCCCACACACCGGCCGCUUGCUGCGCGCAUGCCGACGUCUAUGUCUCGUGGCGAUACAUUAUCAUCUAACACACAUACUAAUUCCGGCGGGCGAAACACAACCCGAAGACCCUUCUCGCUUCCUCCGCCCUCCGUGCAAUCGCACUCUACCCGGAACUCACACCCUGCGUCACCCCGCUCCGCUAACAAUCACAAUCACCCUUACCUCCAACCACCACGCAAUUCAUCCCCGGCUCUCGACACCGCACACUUUCCCGCUUGGUCGCGCAACUGGUAUAACACUAACAACCCAGGCACCGCCGGCUCGAGAUCGUCGAUCCCAACACCGGUAUCGCCACCUGACAUGUACACCCCGCUGCCACAUUCAUCAUGGGGGUCCAAACGAACGUUCGAGGAAGAUGGUGUGGAUCCAUUCACGGACUCGAGCCGGGACUAUCUUCCGUGGAGUUCAGAACCCCCCGAGUACGGGCCAAUCGACCCGGCGCUCAAAGAAGAACGCAUGCGCAUGCUUGAGCGCGAGUUUGGGACGUCUUCGCGAAACCAGGACAGCUCAAAACCGACGGCAGCUAGCAAUGGGGAGUUUUUGGACGCGGAUGGGAAACCACUUGUGGGGACGGUGAAUGCCAAGGGCCAGCUAGUGACCAAGGGCCCGAAGAAGCGCAUCGCGUUGAGGGCGCUGCAGAUUGUGCUGGCCGGAGUGGCUGCUGUACCGUCAAUAUAUGCUGCAGCGCUAAUCAAACCGACUCCGGCCGCUCCCCCAGCGGGGACCGCAUCGGCUUAUGUUUUGUACGCAUUCUCUGCGAUCUUCGUGCUGCUGCUUUUGUGGCUGUUUGCGUUUCGUCCAUGCUGCUGUGCCGGCAAGCGGCGCAAACCGGCGGGACCUGCUGCAAACGGGAUGAUGGUGCUUCCUGUGACCACCCAGAACGGCAAGAAAGGCAGGAAGCCGAAAAAGGGCAAACACGGGAAACACGGUCCGCCCGCUGCCGGCGACGUUCAGGUGAACUUGAUCGUCGACCCGAAUGCCUUCGGCCGGCCUGAUGAUCUCGACGAUGACUCGGACGACGAGUAUGAUGAUGAGUUGGGGUCCGUUCCGGGUGGAUACGAUCCAGGCGCGGCUCGGCGAAAGCGGAGGAAGGCCCGACGACGGAGUGUGUUUGCGGGGCUGGCGAUGGAAGAGGCGUGGAAGCAUGCCCGUUCAUGGGCCAAGACGAUCACAGCGGUUGAUUCUGUAGGAUUUCUAGUGUGGGGCGCCGUGUUUGUGUUUGUGAUGAUUGGCAAGCGGUGCCCGAGCGGUGGAUUCCAGGGCUGGUGCAACGCCUACAAUGUGUCAACGGCGGCAGCGUGUUUGCUCUGGUUUUCGUUCGGGAUCGCCAUAUUUUUCGACAUUCAGGAUCUGUCUGGCAGCAAACAGUCACCUCGGACACGCACAUAGACGCUACUAAUGAAACUCACGACCUUUCUCCCCAUAUAUUCGUUAGUUAUUGAAUAUCAUAUUGCAUUACAGAUAAAA
This is a messenger RNA of Mycena citricolor, 1969 nucleotides long. The record is from the annotation of a GenBank genome assembly. NCBI's taxonomy places the organism in Eukaryota, Fungi, Basidiomycota, Agaricomycetes, Agaricales, Mycenaceae.